AUGUGUGAUCAACAGCCGAUUCAGUAUAGCCUGCCACUCCCCCAGUGCUGCGUCAAGGGUUCCUCAUCCAAUGGCAAUGGCCAGUCCUUCAAUGCCUCUUAUGUCAAUGGCCCGUCCUCCUAUGCCAACAGCCAGAUGGUGAUCCAAGCCCCUUGCGAGAUGCAAGUUGUGGAGUGUCCCACAUUAUUUCCAGUUCAAGUUUCUCAGGCUCCAUGUCAGUCUAAGAGUACCCAAGUGAAGUGCCAGGCUCCGUGCAAGUCUAAGGGUACCCAAGUGAAGUGCCAGGCUCCCUGCAAGUCUAAGGCCACCAAGGUGAAGGGUCAGGCUCCCUCCCAGGCCCAAACAGCCUGUGUUCAGUGCCAGGCUCCUUGCCAACCUGAAGUUUCCUAUGUGCAGUGUCAAGUCCCCUGCCCUGCUCAGACUUGCUACGUAGAAUGUGCUCCAGUCUGUUACACUGAAACCUGUUAUAUGGAGUGCCCAGUCCAGACCUAUGUACCCCAUCCAACUCCUCAGCCUGUCUACACGUGCAUAGAACGUUCUCCUGUGUACCAGACUCAGGGAAGAUUCUCCACUCAGGGUCAGUAUCAGGGGUUCUACAGCAACUGUGUCCCCCAGCGCCAGACCCAGGCUUCCUACAGUAGCUGUGCUCCCCAGCGCCAGUAUCAAGGAUCCUAUGGUAGCUGUGCCCCGCAACGCCAGUAUCAGGAAUCUUACAGUAGCUGUGCUGCCCAGCGCCAGUAUCAAGGAUCCUACAGCAGUUGCGCUCCCCAGCGCCAGUAUCAAGGAUCCUAUGGUAGCUGCGCCCCGCAACGCCAGUCCAGGCCUUCAUUUAGAUCCUGUGAACCACAAUACCAGAACCAAGGCUACUGCAGCACCUUCACUGGGCAGCGUCGAUCUCAGAGUGCCAGCAGAUGCCUCCCUUCUCGUCGGUUGCAGCCUGCUACCCGCAGCUGUUCCCCACCACGCCGCACUGUGCCGAGCUAUAGUAGCUGCCUGCCAACAAGAUGCUCUUCUGGUUCCUACAACUACUGCACCCCACCCCGCCGCUCUGAACCCAUCUACGGCAGCCGCUGCCCUCGCAGCCCUUCUCCCAGCUGUUCUCAGAGACGCGGACCCAAAUGCCGGAUUGAGAUUUCCUCACCCUGCUGUCCCAGGCAGGUCCCCCCACAGAGGUGUCCUGUUCAGAUUCCCCCCAUCAGAGGCUCCUCUCAGAGCUGUGCUCCACAGUCCUCCUGGGGCGCCUCCUGUCCGGAGUUGAGGCCACGAUUCGAGCCACGUCCACAGCUAAGCUCCUGUCCUCCACGACGUCUUGACCAAUGUCCAGAGUCCUCCUGGCAGCGAAGCCCACGUCCUGCUCCGCGUCAAUGUCCGCGUCCAGAACCCUUUAUAUGUCCUCCAUCUCGGCGGUUUUCGGAGCCCUGUUUGUGUCCAGAACCACGACCCCGUUCAGGGCAGUGUGAGAAUCCAGAACCCCAGCGCUGUGAGAGCCCAGAGCCUUGUCGCCUUCCCAAGCCAAUCCCUCUCCCAUCACCCUGCUCAAGCCCAGAACCAUGCCGGGAACCUCCUCGCUGCUCCAGCCCCUGCUCAUUCCCAAAUCCAAGUUCUUGCCCACAAGACCUAGGCUGUAAUGAGUCCAAUCCAUGCCGCCUGGACACUGAGGCUCCCAGCUGCGGCCCCUCAAGUUACCAUACAGGGCAAGAGAGUGGUGUUGGCUGUGGGUCCGAUAAUGGGUUUCCGGAGCCACAGGGUCUAGGUGGUUGUGGAGGCCAAGGAGCCUCCACUGGAGCGAACGGUGGGGCUUGUUUUGGAGCCAAAGGUGCAUACUUUUAA
Molecule: messenger RNA, 1830 nt
Organism: Ochotona princeps (American pika)
Lineage: Eukaryota; Metazoa; Chordata; Mammalia; Lagomorpha; Ochotonidae
Gene: KPRP
Product: keratinocyte proline rich protein
Exons: 1
Coding region: 1-1830 (609 amino acids)
Source: RefSeq, a predicted model, not a curated record